UUAAAAACGCCUAAAGUUGGCCAAAGUUACAAAGAGUUGCUGAGAACAAUCCCCUGAAACAGAUCAAGUGAAGACUAAGAGAGAAGAUGGACGUGUACAAGAGGCUGAAUGGAGACCGUUUCAAGCAGGGGUCCAUGUACCUUGAAGAGCAGAUUAACAAGGCGGGCGUGGUGUCAUGUAUCUUCUCUCUGAAAGAUGGAAUGGGAGCGCUGGUCCAAACCCUCAGGCUGUUCGAGGAAAAGGGAAUCAACCUGAUGCACAUUGAGUCACGUCCUUCACCCACGAACAAGGAUGAGUAUGAGUUCUUCAUAAGUGUGGACACGUCGUGCUCCCAAGCCCUGGAGGAAGUCAUCGGCAAACUGCGCACUCAAAUCAGCGGCCAAGUUCUGGAGCUGUCACGCAACAAAUUCAAAGACACAUUGCCCUGGUUCCCCACCACCCUGCAGGACCUGGACCGAUUCGCCAACCAGAUUCUGAGCUACGGAUCUGAGCUGGAUGCUGAUCACCCUGGAUUUACAGACAAGGUCUAUCGAGCCAGACGAAAGGAGUUCGCAGACAUCGCCUACAACUACCGGCACGGUCAGCCGAUCCCACAUGUGGAGUACACAGAGGAAGAGAAGACCACAUGGGGAACUGUGUUUAGGGAGCUGAAGUCCUUGUAUGCCACUCAUGCAUGUCGAGAGCAUAACCGCAUCUUCCCACUGCUGGAGGAGUACUGCGGCUACCGCGAGGACAACAUCCCUCAGCUCGAGGAUGUCUCCAUUUUUCUGCAGUCAUGCACUGGAUUUCGUCUGCGCCCAGUGGCAGGACUGUUGUCCUCUCGAGACUUCCUCGCUGGUUUAGCCUUCCGUGUGUUUCAUUCCACCCAGUACAUCAGGCAUGGAUCCAAGCCCAUGUACACACCUGAGCCAGACAUCUGCCAUGAGCUUUUGGGACAUGUCCCUCUGUUUGCAGACCCCAGUUUUGCUCAGUUCUCACAGGAAAUUGGCCUGGCAUCUCUGGGAGCCCCUGAUGAGUACAUUGAAAAGCUUGCUACAGUCUACUGGUUUACUGUAGAAUUUGGGCUUUGUAAGCAAGGCAAUGACAUAAAGGCCUAUGGAGCAGGUCUGCUCUCAUCAUUUGGGGAACUACAGUACUGUCUGUCCGACAAACCAAAACUCUUGCCCUUCGAGCCAGAAAAGACCAGCGUGCAGAAAUACCCUAUCACUGAAUUCCAGCCAGUUUAUUAUGUGGCUGAGAGCUUUGAGGACGGCAAAGAGAAAGUCAGGAAAUUUGCUGCCACCAUCCCAAGACCAUUCUCUCUGCGCUACAAUGCCUACACUCAGAGCAUCGAGUUUCUAGAUAACACAAAAAAACUGCGCAACCUGGCUGACAGCAUCAGCAGUGAGAUGGGGAUCCUAUGCAACGCUUUGCAGAAGAUGGAGUAAAACAUCUAGAACCAUGGACAAGAUCUGAGCGUUUAAACUGAAUUUAUGCCAAAUACUUGUUCGAGUUUUAACAUCUACAUUACGCUCAUACAGAUACCAAUUUAUUAUAAGAAGCAUGGUAUAAAGUAUAAUAUAAAGGAAUACCUGUAGACUAUCUUAUAUUUUAGAAAGUUUUUAUGAGUAUUUAAGCUUUAGUUUGUAGGCUGGAGUAUUUGUAGUCAUUGUUGUAGAUGGUAAAUUUAUCUACCUGCUGAAAUAUACAAAAAUGUGUGUUUUAAUCUUCUUGAUCAGUUCUGAAGAAGUCUAUGCAUGCUUACAUUUAUAUUCUUUUUUUUUAUAUAGUCAUUAUAUGCAUUAUUUGCAUUGCUCGCCCAGAGCUAAUUAUUUAUAAUAUUAAAAAGUAUGCGACUUCAGUUAAACAAACUGUUUUUUUUUUUUUUCAUGCAGUUCCGAAAAAUAAGGUCAUUUUCCCCGUAGACUUCAUUUUGCUUUAAUUUUCCUCGAAGCUGAUGUUUUAAACCGGGCGCAUUUUUCCCGUAAAUUGCCUUUACAGUCACAAUAACCACCCGACGUUGCUCAGACAAUAGUAUUUUAUCAUCUCAAAGUAAUGGACAGUGUGAUAAUAACAGGCUACAUGUACGGUGGCUGUUCCCAUAUUGCGUUUGAUGAAUAGAUAUAGACGUAUAAAUGUAGAACGAGCUGAAUGUAUACUAAGCUUCAUAUUCCUUUAUCAAAAAUUUCCCUCUGCAUGCUUUUUUAUUUAAUCUCAUACAACUGCUCUAUUAACAUGCUUGUCUGAUGGCCAUAUUGGAUUGGAUAAGAGGUGAUGACAAUAAGGGGGUAAGAAAGUGCAAAAAAAAAAGAUGUAACCAAAUGCAUGUGAUAUACGCAAAAUAAAGUUUAAUUAUUGAUA
This is a messenger RNA of Silurus meridionalis, 2340 nucleotides long. It is a transcript of the gene pah, whose product is annotated as phenylalanine hydroxylase. The transcript is spliced from 13 exons. Gene Ontology annotation, biological process: L-tyrosine biosynthetic process; L-phenylalanine catabolic process. The record is from RefSeq and is a predicted model, not a curated record. Gene Ontology annotation, molecular function: iron ion binding; phenylalanine 4-monooxygenase activity. NCBI's taxonomy places the organism in Eukaryota, Metazoa, Chordata, Actinopteri, Siluriformes, Siluridae. Bases 87 to 1427 code for a protein of 446 amino acids.